This is a messenger RNA of Brassica oleracea var. oleracea, 1196 nucleotides long. RefSeq names its product transcription factor MYB39-like. The record is from RefSeq and is a predicted model, not a curated record. NCBI's taxonomy places the organism in Eukaryota, Viridiplantae, Streptophyta, Magnoliopsida, Brassicales, Brassicaceae. The coding region runs from base 161 to 1150 and encodes 329 amino acids. The transcript has 3 exons.
AAACACGUGAAGAUAAAAGAAUGCUAGCUAGGUUUAAUAUAAAUAGAAAUAAGAAGCAGUUAAUGGUUGUGAAGAGAGGCAAGCAACCAAAUCUCAGAGAGAUAGAGGAAGGAGAAAAGAAAAGAGACUCUUGUUAAUUAGAUACAAGAGAUCAGCGAACAUGAGAAGAUCUCCUUGUAGUGAUGACUCUGGUCUCAAGAAAGGUCCUUGGACUCCUGAAGAAGAUGAGAAACUUGUCAACUAUAUCCAAAAACAUGGCCAUAGUAGCUGGACAGCUCUUCCCAAGCGUGCUGGUCUUAACAGGUGUGGGAAGAGUUGCAGACUAAGAUGGACAAACUACUUGAGACCUGACAUCAAGCGAGGGAGAUUCUCUCCAGAGGAGGAACAGACUAUCUUGAACCUUCAUGCAGUUGUUGGAAACAAGUGGUCAACGAUUGCAAACAACUUACCGGGGAGAACAGACAACGAGAUCAAGAAUUUCUGGAACACCCAUUUGAAGAAAAAACUGAUUCAGAUGGGAGUUGACCCAAUGACUCAUCGUCCAAGACCUGAUAUCUUCUCCAGCCUAUCUCAGCUUGUGUCUAUGUCCUCUAACCUUAGAGGUUUUGUUGAUAUGCAGCUACAGUUUCAAACUGAUCAAGAGCAAACUAUACUGAAACUCCAAACCGAGAUGGCAAAACUCAAAUUGUUACAUGACCUCCUUCAACCAUCUUCCAUGAAUAAUAACAUUAACCCUAAUGACUUUGACACUCUCAGUCUCCUAAACCCUACUGCCACCAGCAGUAAUCUCGAUCUCGGUUCCUAUCUUCAGGACUUCAACAGCAUACCAUCCCUCGAAACCUUAAACUCCAACAUGGGAACAUCAUCAGUUUUGCCCCAAAAUCCUGAGGACAAUCACUUCAGUUUCUUCACUCAAAAAGAGAACCGAAAUGUAUGGCUCUCGGAUCCAUCCAGCUCAAAUCAGAGUUUGGUACCUUCUCUUGAUCCUUCAUCUGUUGUGAGUGGUGAUCUGAUUAGAAACCAAUACAUUAUUGAAGAUGUCAAUAGCAAUCUCAUGACCUCUUCAAGCGGUCAAGAAUCAGGAGCUUCAGCUUCACCUGUGUGGCCUGAUCAUCUACUUGAUGAUUCCAUAUUUUCCAACAUUCUUUAGCCUUCUUUGUCUUUUUCAGGUAUGUUUUGGAGGAACUCAAAAAUCA